UAGUAGAUCUGACUGACACUCAGAAAACUCAUCUCAGCAAGCGAACCAGAUAUUCAGGCUCUGAUUCAAUGAAUUACCUGAGUGCAAUGAGGUUCUUGGGACUACUUCUCAGCAUUUCUAUGUUAAUCUCUGGGGUCAGCUCUAAAAGGCACCACCACCGCUCCCAUCCGUUUUGCUUCACUAAUGAUGAGCUGGAAGUAUCCUUCAAAGAAAUUGUACACCAAGCUGCUGGAAGGAACAUGUACUGGGAUCAUUAUCAAGCAGUGCACCUUGUGAAGACAUUGGAGGAAACUGAGGGCAGAAGGAGGAGGAAGCGCAGAGGAGAGCCAGAGAAUGGUUGCCCAAACCUGAAAACUUCAACCCCAAUUGGACAUGGUGGAAGUGACCCUCUUUCUCACAGAUCUAUUUCACCCUGGUCAUACAGGAUUGAUUAUGAUGAAAACCGUUAUCCACAGAAGUUGGCGUUUGCUCAGUGCUUGUGCAAAGGAUGUAUAAAUGUCGAUACCGGCAAAGAUGAUUCUUCAUUAAACUCGGUGUCAGUGGAACAGACCAUGUUGGUCCUACGCAAGAAGAAAUGUCCAUCCAGUUCUACUAGUUACAUGUUUGAGCUAGAAUACAUAAAGGUCCCUGUGGCAUGCACCUGUGUCAUUCCUAGAAAUUAAGGAGGGCCGAGUAGGAAUUUGAAAACUCCCAUGGAGUCCUGUUUCCUACACUUAUAAACAUCCCCUGUGUUGUGACUGUGUCACCAUAAGUUUGUUUGUUAUAGAACAUUUAAGGUUGUGUUUCUGAUCAUUUUGAGAUAUGAGGCUUAGGAAGGAUUCUGAUAGUAAGCAGAGGGUACAGAAUGUUUUAUUUUAUAUGAAGGAAGACUAGGGUCAUUUCAAAUUCUCAUGAAGGAUCUAACUUUACUUCAUAAAACUUUUUUGGACAAUGUCUAAAACAUGUCAGGCUGCUCUGUUGAUUUCACAUGUAAAUAUAAUUAGAUGUUAAGGGAUGGAUAAUACCAGCUCUGAACACUGUGGACAACCUGUGGCCUUCUCCAGCUGUAUCUGGAAUUUCCUCUCCUGAAGGAUGAGGCCGUGAUGUGCAUCAUCUAAGCAAAAGGCAGCCAAUUGCAUUUAAGAACAAAGCCUCAUUUCAAAUCCGCAAACAUAUCAUAGUGCUAUGAUAUAGCACUAUACUAGUAUAAUAAUAUUUAUUCGUAUAACUUCUUAGAAAUGUUUGAAUGGCCAGGGCAAAGCCCUUUUUUCUAUAAUAUGUUGUAAAAUGAUGAAUGUGUUUUUUUUUUAAAUGUUGCUUAAAUUGAUAUUUAUUUAUAUAAUAUUUAAAUAAUGUAUGUAUAUAUGCAAAGACCGUUAUUUAUUUUGUGAUAAUUUUGACUUUACAAUAAUUGGCUUUGGGAAGUAGAGGGUGGGG
This is a messenger RNA of Xenopus laevis (African clawed frog), 1416 nucleotides long. It is a transcript of the gene il17c.S, whose product is annotated as interleukin 17C S homeolog. Gene Ontology annotation, cellular component: extracellular region. The record is from RefSeq and is a predicted model, not a curated record. NCBI's taxonomy places the organism in Eukaryota, Metazoa, Chordata, Amphibia, Anura, Pipidae. Gene Ontology annotation, biological process: inflammatory response; signal transduction. Bases 69 to 662 code for a protein of 197 amino acids. Gene Ontology annotation, molecular function: cytokine activity. The transcript has 3 exons.